GCACCUUUCCACCACUUGCUCUCCUCUAUUUUCCUGCCUUUGCACUUCCUGUUGGAGCAGUUGCUUCAUCCUGUUCUUCCUCUUGCCGAGCACAGCAUUUGGGAGUGGGCUGGGAGAGGACUGGCUGUGGGAUCAGACCUUGGAUGUGUCAGCCUGUGAUUUCCCAGAGUAGGAGGAGGAAAGGAAUCAGCGUGCGCCCCUAGACAACAUGGAAUGAGAGAGAGGCUCAGGCAGCUCCUCCAGCCAGUUCUGUACUUUCUAUAGAGCUUCUCUACUUUCAUAAGGACACAAAAGGGAAAGUCUGUGCUGCUGGCUCCUUCUCGUUCAUCUCAGGAAGUUACAUGAGUCUCCAGGAGGAUAGAGAUAAAUAGGCAGGCCGAGAGAAGUGGAUCCACUUCAGCUACAUGGACCUAAAAUUGAGAGAGCAUGCAUUUUUGGGCCAAUCUUCACACUGCGUAGAAGCACUAAGGCCGACGCUGAUAUCAUGGGCUGUAUAAAAAGUAAGGAAGACAAAGGACCAUCUAUAAAGUACAGAACAGAGCCCAAGCCUGAUUCAGGAAGUCCGUAUGGAGGUGAUCCAACACAAGCAACACAAUCUCCUGGAAUUAAAGGACAAGCACCCAAUUUUAAUAGUCAUUCCAUGACACCAUUUGGAGGUUCUUCAGGAAUAACACCCUUUGGAGGAGCAUCGUCCAUAUUUGCACCAACUCCAGUUCCUUACCCUGGGGGAUUAACAGGUGGCGUUACAGUUUUUGUGGCCUUAUAUGAUUAUGAAGCUAGAACAACAGAAGAUCUUUCUUUUAGAAAAGGUGAAAGGUUCCAGAUUAUAAACAACACGGAGGGUGACUGGUGGGAAGCAAGAUCAAUAGCCACUGGAAAAACAGGUUACAUACCCAGUAACUAUGUAGCUCCUGCUGACUCAAUACAAGCUGAAGAAUGGUAUUUUGGCAAAAUGGGAAGAAAAGAUGCAGAAAGAUUACUCUUAAACCCAGGGAACCAAAGGGGAACAUUUUUAGUGCGAGAAAGUGAAACCACUAAAGGAGCCUACUCUCUUUCUAUCCGGGACUGGGAUGAAGUGAAGGGCGAUAAUGUGAAACACUAUAAAAUCAGGAAACUUGAUAAUGGAGGAUAUUAUAUCACAACAAGAGCACAGUUUGAAUCUCUCCAGAAACUGGUUAAACACUACUCUGAGCAUGCAGAUGGAUUGUGCUAUAGAUUAACCACAGUAUGUCCAACUGUAAAACCACAAACCCAAGGAUUAGCUAAGGAUGCUUGGGAAAUACCUCGAGAAUCUUUACGGCUUGAUCUUAAAUUGGGCCAAGGAUGCUUCGGUGAAGUCUGGAUUGGAACUUGGAAUGGAACAACAAAAGUAGCAAUCAAAACACUUAAACCAGGAACAAUGAUGCCUGAAGCUUUCUUACAAGAAGCACAAAUCAUGAAAAAACUCAGGCACGACAAAUUAGUUCCCCUUUAUGCUGUCGUGUCAGAGGAGCCAAUCUACAUUGUUACUGAAUACAUGACAAAGGGUAGUCUACUGGACUUUCUUAAAGAAGGUGAUGGAAAGUAUUUAAAACUGCCACAACUUGUUGACAUGGCUGCACAGAUUGCAGAUGGCAUGGCUUAUAUUGAAAGGAUGAAUUAUAUUCACAGAGACCUCAGAGCUGCUAAUAUACUUGUUGGAGACAAUCUUGUAUGUAAAAUUGCUGACUUUGGUUUGGCAAGAUUAAUAGAAGACAAUGAAUACACAGCAAGGCAAGGAGCAAAAUUUCCAAUCAAAUGGACUGCACCUGAGGCUGCAUUAUAUGGUCGAUUUACCAUUAAAUCUGAUGUGUGGUCAUUCGGAAUACUCCUAACCGAGCUGGUCACCAAAGGGAGAGUUCCUUAUCCAGGCAUGGUAAACAGAGAAGUUCUGGAGCAGGUAGAGCGGGGCUACAGAAUGCCUUGCCCUCAGGGCUGCCCAGAAUCUCUUCACGAGUUAAUGAAGCUAUGCUGGAAGAAGGACCCUGAUGAAAGACCAACCUUUGAAUACAUUCAAUCAUUUUUAGAAGACUACUUUACUGCAACAGAGCCACAGUACCAGCCUGGAGAUAAUCUAUAAGUGGAAAAACCAAGCAAGAAAAGUGAAAUGUACAAAUCUGCCAAAAGUAGAGACACUUUCUGAACACUAACUCUUGUUAAUGGGAAACGGAAAAAGAACAUUCAAUAUAUCCCUUGCAUGUCAGUGGCAAACUGGAAACCCAGAGAACCAUUGCACAAGACCACUUUUAAAGUAUUGUAAUCUAAUGGACUAUGUGAUAGUAUAAACCCUAGAAGAAUUAAUGGCUAUCCCACCGUUCUAAUCCCUGAGAAAAUGUUUCAGGAUUACAGACAAGUUUAACAGUGGGCCCAAACAUUUCAUUCCUGUAUAAUAUAUUGUUUGCAUUUAAUCCAAUCAUGGCACAGAACAAUGGAUUUACGCUCAUCAACAUAGAGCAGGUCCCACUGGCAGUUAAGUAUUUUGGGAUUAUUAAACUGCUAUGGGUCACUGAUUUGAUCAAGGUCUAUAAAAAAUCAAUGGUGGCAUACAAAUAUCAUUUCACUUAAUAUAACUAAAUCUUUUAUUUUUCUUUCUUGGUACAAGUAUGAGAUCCGUUAUCACAGAAAUAUUUAAUGCUGAAUGCUCAGAAAUCAGGCAGUGGCAUUUCCCAUAGUCUAUUUCAAGUCUGCCUUUUUUUUAAAAAAAAAUAAAUAUUUGUCUGAUGGUCGUUCCUCUGUAAUAAUAAGAAAAUGCUUUACAUUUUGCCAGUAUAAUUGGAACAAUGCCAUAGUAUUGGGCUUUUGAACAAUCCAGGUAGAUUUUAUGCAGUGACUGAAUUAGAAAAAAUCCAUGCAUUCCAGAUAAUAGAUCUCAUACCUGUAAGAAUCUUCAUACACUGCAAAAAUGGAUCUUUAUUAUGCAGAAGAAAUAAAACAAAUCAAUCUGUGGUCAUUAAAGACUCCAGUCAGUACAAUCAUGAUGCUAGGAUAUUGGUUGCCACCGCUAUAUGUACACUUGAAUGAUAGCCCUAAUAAUGCUUUUCUUUGGAAAUUAAAGAGAGCCUAUUAGGAGAGUCGUGGUUCUUCUUACAAUGUGAAUGCUUUGAAUAGAGACACUCUAAAGAUUUACUUAACUUGAUUUUGGGCAGUGGCACAUGCCCAUUGUGGUUAUUAGUAGCUGAAACCACUGCAAUUGCUAUUUGCCCCCAUGGAGAACAGAAAGCCCAAGCCUGGGGAGCAGACGAGCUUGCACUUUUAUGCAAUUCUGAUAGAGGCCAAUGGAAAGCAAUGUGCACCCGUACUUCUAUAAAUGUGAUGGGAAAAACAUCUGAAAGCUCCCUAUGUGCCAUUGCACUGGACAUACUGGUUGUCUUUGCCGGAACAUAUUGCAUAUAGACAACUAGGAGGUUAUUUAUUAAGCUCUGAAAUCCGAAAAUUUGUCGGACCUUAAAAAACAAAUCCAACUUUUUCAGGAUUUAUUAGUCCGAUGGUAUGAAAACUCAGAAUCCGAAAACCCGGCAUCUCAAAGCUCUCGGGGUCCUGUAUUAGUCAGUGGGAAAGGUCCCAGUGUCUGCGCUGCUGUCAGUACCGAUCCAAUGGUUUCAGGGAUUUUGGGCCGGAAACUCAUGGUUUUUGCGGAAAAGUACAAAAACUUCUGACUUUUCAGGCAAAGGUCCGAAGUUUGCCCGAACCUAUUUUUAUAAAUGAUAAAUAAGGUCCAUUCGGGAAUUCGUAGUUGUUCAGAUUUUUAUCUUAGAUUUACGGAGAUAAAUUCGGAGCUUGAUAAAUAACCCCCUUAAUGUUUCCAUCACAACCCGCAACUUGUAAUUGUUAUAGCAGUAUAAAACAACCACUGCAUUUGAUGCGUAUGGAAGUGCUACAAAGAAAUGAUGGUAUAUGGCAGGGAUCCCCAACCUUUAGAACCCGUGAGCAACAUUCAGAAGUAAAAGCAGUUGGGGAGCAACACUAGCAUGAAAAAUAUUCAUGGGGUGCCAAAUAAGGGCUGUGAUUUGCCUUUUAGUAGCCCCUAUGUGGAUUGUGAGACUACAUUGAGGCUCUGGUUUUUAUGCAACCAAAACUUGCCUGGAAUUCAAAAAUAAGCACCUGCUUUGAGGCCACUGAAAGCAACAUCCAAGGGGUUGGAGAGCAACAUGUUGCUUAUGAACUACUGGUUGGGGAUCACUGGUAUAUGGUAUACUACUUCCCUUUUUAAUUCAUUGUUUGGUUUUAUAGAAGUGUCCACAUGUUCAAUGUUUCCGGCAACAACAAAAAAAUAGCCAAAACUAAUUAGUUUUACAUCACUACUUUUCUUUCAACAGAUGAGUUGUUUUAAAGGGCUUUAUAUUAAAAAAAAAAGUAUGGAAGUGUAUCUUUUAUAAAUCUUUUCAAGCCAAUUUAAUGCUGUAAGUUUGUUUACUACACAGGAGGGCUGGAAACCAAGUGUGCAGCGGUUUUGCUGCCAAUCAUGAUGUUUCCAUUAUUAGUUCAAAACUAUGUAAUAACAUUUGUACAGUAAAGAAUUAAAACACUAAUGGCUGCAUUUCUUUUCAGUGAUUGUAUUAAAUGACGGAGGGGUCGUUAACACACAUUUAUGUUUAUGUAUGUACAAUAAAGGAACUUUUUUUUUUU
Molecule: messenger RNA, 4644 nt
Organism: Xenopus laevis (African clawed frog)
Lineage: Eukaryota; Metazoa; Chordata; Amphibia; Anura; Pipidae
Gene: yes1.S
Exons: 13
Coding region: 485-2098 (537 amino acids)
Source: RefSeq, a predicted model, not a curated record